Schistosoma guineensis is the source of this 4704-nucleotide messenger RNA. The record is from the annotation of a GenBank genome assembly. NCBI's taxonomy places the organism in Eukaryota, Metazoa, Platyhelminthes, Trematoda, Strigeidida, Schistosomatidae.
GUUGCAUGUAUACAGUAGCGGCAUAAAGUAUUUGUUUUACUAUUUUGUUUGUUUAUGGUUUAUAUUUUGUCUAAGCUGCUAUGGUGUUUUUCACACAUCGUUCAAACUUCUUUCCAGCAUAUCGCCGUAUUUAUAUCUUUAGUACUAGUGGCCGAAAAUAACAAUUCAGCCCUUGAUCAGGGGUUGAAAAGUAAACAUUUCUGUGUGUAUUUGGACGAAAAGUAGACAAUUCAGCAACAUUUGAAACAGCGACAUGAACGUAAAAAACAGAUCUUUUUGGCACGUUUCCCCAUUAUUUCCCUUUUGUUCGCCUUUAUUUCCCCUUUAUUGUUUGGUUGUAGAUAAUCACUUCCUGCAUCAAGUACAGAAAAAUCUGCCUAUAAUUAAAGACUGUGCCAGAAAAGUGCGGAACUACGCAAUAAAGUGAUCGUGUCAGCUAUGGAAGUAUAGGAAAAGUCCAUAGAACUUAUAAUUCUUUUGGUACUUUAAAUUGAGAUCAUGGAAAGUAACAAUUUAUUUUAUCAUAUAUCAUAUGAUAUACUUCAGUAAGAACAAAGCUGAGUCCCGCAACGUAGAAAAAUGAUCUGCGUAACUUGUCCAAAAUUACGGGUAGUGAACAAUUUCUAUAUAUUAUUAGUGUUACUGUUGUGUAGAUUUUCUUAACGCUUAACUCAUCCCCACGAUACUACUGGUGUAAGGUAGAUUAAACUAACAUCUGUUUUCGGCCCUACAUCUAAACUAAUUGGGUUCGUCAUUUAUUUAUUUUCUCAAGUUUCAUCAGGUCUCCUGUGUUAGUGUCUGAUAAAAUUCCAACGCGGAUUCCGAAAGCUUUAAUGACCUUCAUCAGCUUCCAUUAUUUUUGGUGCAAACGAAUUGUCUGUCUUGACUAAAGUAUGGAUAUACUGCCCAGUAGUUCCCUGUGUUCUGCUUUAUGACUAAAACUUGGCCUUUAAAAACAGGACAUUCAAAGGGUAAAUACAGUGUAAAUGUAAAAGUUGAGAACUGAGAGUUGUUUUACAAGUUGUUUUUUAGUCGAGACAGAAUGUAGGUGGCUUAAUUGUAAAGGUUAUUUAAAAUGACCAUACUUGAUAAGUGGGAUAUUGUUAAUCAACAUGGCUUGUCAUAUAGCAUGUAGUAUAUACUUUGUAAAACAUACACGUCAUUGAGCAACUUGACAUCUACACAACAUUUUUGUCUUAUUUAUUUAGUUUUUGAAUGACAAUUAUGAUCAGACGAAAUAAUCUUGGUCUCUUCCUUUCGAAGAGUUAUUUCAAUUUCGAAGUAUCACUUCUCCAAAAAACUGUUGUUGUUAUACAUGGCGAUGACUUUAUUCAUUUUAUAUUGAAGAACGUAAUUGGUUUUAAAGAUAAUAAUCAUAAUGAGUUCCUUCUUUUCUCAAUGACGGCUUCUAAGUUGAUAAGUCAAGUACAAAUGUGUGACAUUCAACCACUCUUUAUUUUUGAUGGUUGCACUAAAGUUGGAGUAAGUCUUAUUUUUAAAUAUAUUACCUCUUCAAGCGAAACUUUUGUUGCAAAUAUUUACGUAUCACUCUCUGUAUUAUCUUUAUUUGGACUAGUCCGCUAACCCCUGUCAGCCCAUCAUUUAGAACAGCUACAUGAUGCUAAUUUAUUUAUAACUUCAAUCUCAAAGUCUUCACUCUUUCAAGACUACAGCUCUCAAACAUUCUCUUUUUCAAUCAACGGUUUGGAAGGUUUCUGGCUUACUGUCUUCCGGCUAUAUAAAUUUAUCUACCGACAUCUUGUUCACGUAAAAGAAAACUCGAUAAGUACAGGUAAACAUUCAGAACUGUCAUUAGAGGUUGGCCUACUCCAGUUUUUAAACUAACGACUCUGUCCCUUAAUCUGAAAUCAAGCAAUGUAAACUUGUUACGUAUUCAUAAUGACCGUCAGUAUAUCCAAACUUCACUUGACCCCUUAAUCGUUAGGCUAAAUAUGUUGAAAAACGUAUGUUAUUUUCGAUUCAUUUUAAGAAUCCAUUAGAUCUAAGUACGAAGUUAUCUCGACUGAAAUCAGAAGCUUUGUUCGUAAAGGUGGAACCUUAGAAAGAAAUAAAAAACAUUCUCAACUUGGUGUGAUGAUAUUUACUUACAUGCUGAUACUACCACAUACAGUCAACGUUCUGACUUGAAAUGUACCAAAAUAUACAAGUUCAAAGUGUCACAUUUUAAAACAGCAAAAUAUUCGGAUGAACAACUAGAAUGUGGUUCGAAAAAUCAUACAGACUGAGCCCAAAACCAAUCACGCUACAAUGAUCAGAUGUGGUCCAUAAUCAAUCGUUACAAAUCAUCAUUUGUGGAUGUGUUGUCGUUCUUUCAAAUAAAAUACAUGACAUCACUGUAUUCAGCUCAGUCUGAUGCUGCUUCAUUAUCCAUAUAUUUACAUUGUCCGUUUAUAGCAUCCAGUUAUGAUAUUUACUACAUGUUUCCUGCUCACGCUACUAAAACUGAAGCAAGUAUUAUGCAAGAAUUAAUCUACGUCCCGAUCCAUCUCCUAGAUUUUUUUAGCUGCAAAGAUGGUGCUAUUAUUUUGUCUCAUGUUUUCCACCAAAAGUUUUCUCGUAUUUCGUCAGUUGUACCCCAUUUACGACCUUUAUUAAGUGUACUGUAUGCUGGGCGGUCCGAGGUACGUGCUAAUGUGUGUAAGCAGUUAAAAUAUAGUACGACAGAUUACUCCAACUACCCUAGUCCUCGUUUACAUGAAUGGUUUGUUCUAGUUAACUGGUUGGUAAAAUCAUCCAAUGUAAAUUAUGUUACACUUUAUGAGUAUGUUAUUCAAGCACAUCGUGCUGAAGAACGACAAAGUGUGACUGAGUAUCUUCUGGAUUGUAUUGCGGCUUUUAUGGAUAAUGUUCUAGAAAGUGGACUUGAAAUAGCAUCUCACUUUUGUUUAGUAAACUCCAGUUCCAAUGUACCUAAGGGUAGGCUGAUUGAGAUUAGUGAAGAAACUAAUGCUUCAGUAAGCUUACAACAUAUGGAUCGUCUGACCAAUCAACUCAACGCCAAACAGCCAAUAAAGUUCAAUUUUACUCAUGAUUGGCCUCGUAAUGUGACAGAACUGUAUCGAAAGGUUAAACUUUCUCCAGCUAUUAUUGAUGUUUUACACCACUCCAUUAGAAAACCGUUUCUGUCAGUUCAUGCUUACUCCGUCAAUUUACGCCUACUUGUUUACCGAAUUCUUUACGGAGUAGAGCAUUGUGCGGGUGUAAAACUAAAUCCAAAUAUAACUGAGUACACAUGGGUCGGUGAUGAUAUGUUAACCGAGCUCCCUCUCACAAUUAGUCCUCUUCUUAUGAAUUCAAAUAAAAGUAAUUCAGUGGAUGAAAUAGUAAGCAGUCAGUUGAAUAUCCCUCUUCCACAACACACACCCCAACCUGAUUGGAUUUUUACUUUGGCUGUAACUUUAGCAUUUUGGCAUCAACAACAUAUCAAUAAUACUGACGAAGGCCAUGAACGUCAUUUCGAAAAUUCCCCAAUUGGUUUAGCUAUUGCAACUUGUGUUGUAGUCAAUGUUUUCAAUAUUGAUUUCAUGAGUAGCAAUCUACAUGAACAUUACACACGGUGGAUUGACUUCAUCAGAAACGAAAUAUCACUUGCUUCUGAACGUGCUUCGUCAAUAAAUCAGUCUCCAUCAUCUUGUACGAAAUCUGUCACGGAACAAAACUUAUCAAACCUAAUCGCUGUUCAACAUAUCUACAACGAAUUGCAAACCGUUGUCUCAUUACUAAACUGUUUAGCAGGGGAUGAGAAUAAGUCUAAAUUAUUUAAUUUUCUGCCUUGUUGGGUUUUGUUUCCUUCUUUUCAUCUAGUAGAUUGUCUUUCUCAUCAUUUAGACAAUCAGUUGCCCUCUAUUCGAUUAAUUCAUGUAACAAGUUACUGGAUACCUCGAUUAUAUUGUGCUAAAAGAUCUAACAAUCUGAUAACUGAUCUUAUCAACAUUUUUAAACGCUUGGUUAAUACUGUUACGCUGCUUUCUGCAUCAUCUUUAUUUAAUCUGAAACCUAGUAGUAUGACUAGGAGAAGUGAACAACGUGCUCCUUUAUCAGAAUUCAAUAACACCAUUCCGGUCAAUAAUGUUAACUGUAAUGAUUCGAUGUUUCACAACAUUAAACUGACUUCAGUAUUAUCUGAUGGUAAAAUUAGCAGUGUACUUGGCAAACAUCUGGAUAAACAAGUGAUUGACAGGUUUCUCUGUAAUUUGACUGAGAAACAAAAUGUUGCGUGAUUGUUUCUUUUAACGUGUUUUUAUUUUCCUAUUUUGACUACUUCAUUCACUUUCCAUCCUGCAUAACCUACUUGCAAAUUAUUAGUGCUUGUGAAUAUUUACUGAAAAAUUAACAUCAUUAUGUUUACGAUUGAUGUAUCCAUUACAUAUAAAUUUUCCCACUUAUCAGUGAAUUUAUUAAAGAUUAGUGUUACUACGUUAAGGUUGUAAGUAGCUGACGAGAAACCGUGAAAUAUGAUGAAUUCAUGUUAUUCUGCUACAUUGAUUGUUCUUGCUUUAGUCAUAUAAUGUAACAAUCACAAACUAUGAUUAUCAGCGAAGUCGUUUUGUACAAACGUUUACAUUUGAUUCUUAAUUUCUCCAAAUAUUAGUUUUCUUAUUGUUACUUAUUUGGCAAAAUGAAACUAAUUUUGUAUUUUCUUCCCAUAAUUUUAAAUAACUCGAAAUAUCACUAGUUUUUCUG